AUGGACCUCAUCCUUUAGUCUGGACGCCGCCAAGCCUUGAAAGGACCGUGCACGGACCACACGUAUCUUUGAAGGCAUCAAAUCCGCCGCGUCGCAAUUCCAGCAGAUUUGCCAGUACCAGCUCCUCCUCACCGCAUUACAAACGCAGUCUCAGAAAACUCAUUCCUGGAUCCUUUGCGACACGUGAGGAGCUGCGAUUUAUCCAGGAAGUUCAGAGUCAUCUCCACGAUCAGCGGCACAGCAAGCUACAGAGCGAGCUGCUUGCUCCUAACAGAGGCCGCUUCAUCUAGAACAAUAAGCGUGACACGAUCGCCUCCACAAAUCGAGUGCUGAGCCAUGUAUAAUCCUUAUCAACCUCCCGGUCUCUAUGGCCGUCCUCCAGAAUUCCCCGGUUUUCCUGGCGCACCACCAGGCAUGGGUCCUCCUCCCGGCAUCGGUGCUGCGCCUGGAACGGCGCCUCCCCCAGGUGUGCAGCAGGCAAACGCUGCGCAGCCAGGUCGACCCGCUGGCUUCCCCCCGAACUUCCAACCGCCUGCGAACAUGCCAAACAUCAACUUCUCUGCGCCUGUUAUUCGACUCGGUACUUCAGGACCUUCAAAGUCAGCUACACCGGAAAGUGGUAGAGAACGUGGCGGAGAGUUUGGAGGGAGACGCGCAGGCCUGGGUUCCGGUACCCUGGAGUCGCAACGACAGAAUGUACGAGAUGCUAUGAUGCAGCUACAACCGCCGACCAAGGAGGAGAUUGUUCGGACUAUUUUCGUCGGUGGGAUUACUGAAGGUACCGGAGGCGAUGAAGGUAUCGAGAGGAUUUUGCGAUCCGCUGGGAACUUGAGACGCUGGAUUCGCGCCACUGAUGCGGACGAUAAGCCUUGCAAGUUUGGUUUCGCAGAGUACGAGGACCCUGAAAGCCUAGGUACUGCUGUGGAAGUACUAAACGACGUGGAAGUUCCUGUAAAAAGACAGAUGCCGUCAGAGGGCGAGCAGGAGCGUGAGGUGGAAAAGAGCAAGUUAUUGGUCGUGAUUGAUGACAGCACUCUGAACUACCUCGAACAAUAUGAGAACAGCAGAGGUGACAAGGACCCUGCAGAGCUUCAGGCUCGUCUGGAUAAUGCGCGCAAGACUCUUGCUAGCGUAUUAGAAGACCUAGCAAACCCUACUGCUCCAACUCAAAAAGAAGAUGCUUCCGUGAUUGAUCGCGAAGGCGACACUGCUAUGAAAGAUGCCGACGGUCAGAACGAAGAGAACGCUGCUGAGGUCGUCACUAUUCCUAUCACUGUCGAUGAUGAACUGUCCGACAUCCCAGCUGAGAUGCGAGAGACUGUCGCUAAGGAGAUUGCUGCUUUCCGCGAGAGGAGCAACCGCAGGGAUCUUGAGCGUCUCAAGCGGGAGGAGGAAAUUGAAUCUAUGGAGCGGGCUAGGAAUGCGGGUCCGAGAGUCAACCGCCUCGCAUCUCCGCCUCGUACGGCGCCCAGCGGUCCUGCUGGAGGCGCCAACGGUAUCCCUCUCGGUCCUAGGGACAGGGGCGUACCAAAUGCGCCUUCCGGACCCAAGGGAUUUGGCGUGCAGAUUCCAAAGGAUUACCAGAAAGGUGUUUCCUUUGUCAACGGAGGAAUCAGCGGGUCUACUGCUUUCGAAGAUGAAGAUACCGAUGCUAGUGACGAAGAACUCGAGCGAAGGCGGAAGGAGAAGCGGGAUGCAGAGCUGGAAAAACUGUAUCUCGACCAAGAGCGGCGCUGGCUGAACCGCGAGCGGAGUAGAACAGCAGCUGUUGAACGAGAAAAGAACCGAGACAAAGAAGAAGAGGCGAAGGCCGACGAAACCAAGGAGGCUAUGGCUAAACGUCUUCGAGAAUGGAACGAUGAUACUGAGGCCAGCCGAAAAGUCGAGGACUAUUAUGCGGAUCGUGGUGCUUGGAUUCGGAGCCGUGCUGCCUUCAGAAGCCGAGAGCAGGCUAUGGAUGACGCUGACCGCGCUGCGGAGGAACGAGAGAAGGCCCGAUCCCAGCAGCAACGAGAACAGGCCCGCGGAAUGGCGGACGACUUCCUCGCUCGCCAGGCAGAGGAGCUGGAGUCUCGCCACGAAGUUCCAAGAGAGCCCCAGCGCUUCAAGCUCUCUCUGGGAGCCGCCGCGCAGAAGGCUCAGGCCCAGUCGACGCGCAGGACAGUUGCGGAAGUCGAGGGUCUUCUGGAAGACGAAGAAGAGACAGGCAUCACGCAGAAGCGUGCCCUCGUCCCCAUCAAGUUCGAUUCCGCAGCAGAGGCUUCCGGGCUCACAGAAGAAGAGCGUGCCCAGGCUGCCAGACAACUGGCGGCGGAGAUCCCGACAGAGAAGGAAGGACUAUGGAAGUGGGAUGUCAAGUGGGAAUUUGUGGACGAAAGCGUCCUCACCGAGCAGCUCAGACCGUUCGUCGAGAAGAAGAUUGUGGAGUACUUGGGAGUGCAAGAGCAGAUGCUGGUGGAGGUUGUGGAAGAGCAUGUCCGCAAGCACGGGCCUCCUCAAGAACUUGUGGAACAGCUAGAAAUGGCUCUGGACGAGGAAGCAGAGGUAUUGGUGAAGAAGCUUUGGCGGAUGAUCAUUUUCUUCUCCGAAAGCGAAAAGAGAGGUCUUUCUGCGUAAAUGCCGGAGGAGCAUUAUCAAGAUGCUUCUUGCUGAGUAGCUCACUUAGAAAACACCAUCUUAUUACAAGGGCUUCUUAUUGGUAGUUUCAACUAUGUAAUGCUUUCGAUACCUGGGACUCACGGGUUCACACUUUAUGUAUUACCGGCAUACUAGCGAUUCUGAUGAUCAUUCUACCAUAGUGAAAAUAUGGCGCUUAACGCCCAUUGUACUUAAAUUGUAGGAAACUCCACUUCCUGUCUCGAUCAC
Molecule: messenger RNA, 2865 nt
Organism: Paecilomyces variotii
Lineage: Eukaryota; Fungi; Ascomycota; Eurotiomycetes; Eurotiales; Thermoascaceae
Exons: 5
Coding region: 337-2616 (759 amino acids)
Biological process (GO): mRNA processing
Cellular component (GO): spliceosomal complex
Molecular function (GO): mRNA binding
Source: RefSeq, a predicted model, not a curated record